Sodiomyces alkalinus F11 is the source of this 1678-nucleotide messenger RNA. RefSeq names its product alpha/beta-hydrolase. The record is from RefSeq and is a predicted model, not a curated record. The transcript is spliced from 2 exons. NCBI's taxonomy places the organism in Eukaryota, Fungi, Ascomycota, Sordariomycetes, Glomerellales, Plectosphaerellaceae. Bases 307 to 1416 code for a protein of 369 amino acids.
CACCUGCGCUCUGUACGGUAAUACUCGUGAGUGACUUCGUACCAGCAGCAGCCCAGCCACUGCUUAGGUACUCGCGACCUACCUUAGUGGCCUUGAUGUCUUGGCCGGUCCCUUCCAGCAGACACAGGAAUCACAAGCGACGGCAGCCUCAGGUUUUAGAGUUUGGAACGUUUGUCAGACUCCUCUCCCCGUCCACUUCCUAAGGUACUCCGUGCAGUACUCCCUUUUCGCUUCUAUUAGUAUUGCCGGGAGUCGACUCCUAGUCCAAAUCAUUGGAGCAGUAAUAACCGACCAUCUCUAAUCCAAAUGCUCAGCUUCUACCUCAACUACCGAUGGCUUUUCUGGAGUCGCCCAUGCGAGAAGAAGGUUGCUCCUCUUGCGCCCGCCCCCGGACUCCGGAGACAUUGGGUCGACACGCCGUCUGGCAACAUUGAGGUUCUCUAUAACGAGCCCGUUGAUGCUUCUUCCGAACUCCGUAUGCCCAUCUUCUUUAUCCAUGGAGGCAUGGGCGGCGCAUGGGUCUGGGCCGAGUACAUGCAGUACUUCGCAGCGCAGGGUAUACCUUGCUAUGCCGUGUCGCUACGCGGUCACGGAAACAGCUGGUCCCCAUCGUACCCUAUGAUGGUUUACUUCACCACCAGGCGGGCGCUGGAAGAAGAUGCCUUGGCCGCGAUCCGUUGGGUUCGGGAACGGGAGGGAGAUGACAUGCUACUUGUCGGACACUCUAGUGGAGGGGGGAUCAGCCAGAGUAUCCUCUCAGACAAAAGACUACGGGUCAGAGGGUUGGCCCUCUUGGGCGCUAUUCCUGGCUUUGGAUCGCUCGGUGUUUACAGGAACUGGGUAGCGCUUGACCCUUGGUGCAUGCUCCGCCUGAUCCUUCAGGGCGGCCAUCCCAACUCGCCCCUUUCGCAUCCGGCGUUGACCAAGCAGUCCUUCUUCAGCGGCGGGGUGUCUGACGCCAAAGUAUUGGAUUUCCAGACACGAAUGUGCCGAUACGAAAGCUUUCUAUGGCCGAUCAGUAUGCUAAGGCCGUUUGUCCAUGUCGAGGACGUGGUGGGAUCCAUUCAGGGCUGGGGCGGUUACCCCGGCAGCGGCAUGACAGCCAGGGUUCUGGUGAUGACGGGUACGGAGGAUAAAUUGACGACUCCUCACAUCAUGAAACGUGUGGCGAUCGCGUACAGAAAUGCGCUUUCGCGCCUUGUGGACACGGAGAAGACCCAUGCCGAGGAAAACCAUAGGAAUAUUGAGGCAAAUGACGAGGGUGAGGAUGACGAUGAAAGCCAGAACCACCAUGAACGUGAUGAAAGGCAUGGAGUCUGGUUCACACUGGUUCCCGGGGCUGGGCACCAUUUGCAGAAUGAUGUGCCAUGGGAAGUUGGGGCGAAGAGGCUGUUGGAGUUCUAUGAGCGACUCUGAGACGGAUGGAAUUGUGAAGCGUUGUGUGGGUGACGAGAUGAGUUUGAAGUCAGGUCGGUAAGUCGGUAGUCAAUCUGGUGGUUCUUGUUCUGCUCGCGAUACAAGCCCUGGGCGGGACAUGGCGAUUGAGGUACCUUAGUUUGAGUUGAGAUCAAGGGGUACGAGAUAUUCGAAUAUUCGAUGAAUGGUCAUCAAAAUACGAUUAGACUAUAAUAAGGUCGUUUCUGGCCCGAGCCAAGUGUAUCAAUGAAUACACAUCAUC